GGCAGUCGAUACGCCACCAAAGGAAAGGAACUAAUAUCGAUUUUUUAUAAAUUUUGUUCUUUUUACACUAUUCCAAUUAUUUAUCUGGCUACACUACAAAGAAUUUGUGACUAAGAACAUUUUUUUGUAAUGUUUCACGUUGAUAAUUAACUGAUAACAAGAUGUCAGAGCUAUAGUAUUAUUUACUGUUAUUCGACUGUUUCUACAAAGAAUGUACCUUGAGUCCACAAGCGCCGGUGAAAAAGAGCUUAUGUUUGUUUAUAUUUUAUGAAAAAAUCUUAAUCUAUAAGACUUAGCUAUGUAUUUUAUAGUAUUUUUAAUGUUAGCAUUCUGCAAUCAUGCAAUCGCGGAGGUUAGUAUCAAAAGCAGCGAUACGGAUGUUAACGAUCUGGCUGCCCGGCAAAAUGCAUUGAAAAUAAAUAAAUGUUGCGAAGAAAAUGAGAUUAUGGUGGACACUUCAUGCAGACUAUACACAAGCUACAAUCAAAGUAGAUGGGAGCCAAAAUUCAAAACUGAAGAUGGAAAAGAUGUGGACUUGAAGUUAUAUGUUAAUGCGAAAGAUGUGUCCCCUAAAACGGAACACAUUGAAGAUAUUACAUAUUAUGAAUAUAUUAUUGGGUAUCCAGAUUGUGAAAGAACAGAAAUCAGACCAAUAUUUUACUUGGGAAAAUCUGAAGAUGAGUUAAACUUGUUGACUGAUGGCCGUUUACGUCAUCUGAUUCAUCAUGAGCAUAGCACUGAUAGCAUCAAAGAAGACCCACUUGUGAUAAGCACUUUUAGUAUUCAUGACACAAUAGCAAUCCCAGAGGUCAAGGAACCAGCUUCAUACAUUCAUAAUCAAAACAAAUUCUGCAUGGAUAAGAUAUUCAUGGAGGCAACAAAUAUGACUGGGGAAUAUGCAUUAGUAUGCAUACCCGAGGUGAAAAAUAACUGGAAGGACACUAACUUCCUAAUGAAGAAAGUUCUCAAUCCCCUGUUUCAUGCCUUAGCAAUGGUUUUGUUCCUUCUAGUGGCUAUUAUAUACUUUGUUUUACCAACUUUGAGGGAUUUAGCAGGGAAUAUAAUAACAACUAUCAAUGUUUGCUUAAUAGUUAGUCAGGCAGCUGAUCUUGUCAGAAUUUUCACAGAGUUCAGUAAUCAUGUCAGUUUUAUGAUAACUGAUAUUAUACUUUAUAUCAGUCUUUUAGGAGCAUUCUUUUGGUUAAAUAGCUUUGGAUUUUAUGUGUGGAAGACGUUCAAGUCUCGUAAUGUGUUCCUCCGUGUGACCGACGUCCGCAAAUACUGUUACUAUUCAAGCGUGGUGUGGUCUAGUGUCACAAUAAUGGCGGCGCUGGCAAUCUGUGCACACUUCCUAUUGGACACAGGCACCAACCCUAACCGAAAAAUGCGCACGCAAUUUUCUUCGUCCAUCAUCGUUGAUGAUAUAGAACAGGAGACAAUAGGUUGGCUCGGUAUUGCCAUAUUUUUCACACCAGUGGCUUUUACAAUUAUCUUCAAUAUAUUCUUUUAUGUAACCACUCUAAAAGUUAUAAAAAGGAUAAAUAUAUAUGGAAGAAUACACCACAAACUCAAAGGAUGCUUCGAUUUAUUCCUUCAACUGUUUCUCAUUAUGACAACGGCCUGGCUGUUCCUUUUAUUAUCAUGGCUGAACUUCGACGGACUCAUAUACGCACACAUUGUUGUAAAUGCUUUACAAGCCGUAUUGGUGUUCUACGUGUGUGUAGUGAGACAAUCUCAUGUCACCUUUCUUCUAAGGAAGAGCUGUUGCUACGCAGAGCCAGUGCCGACUGGUGAGUGGGGAGAUGAAAUGACACAGUACAUGUGAAGAGGUAUAUCCAAAGUUAAUUAUUAAUUUAACAGGUAGUACUAAAAAGACAAGUAUAUGACGAAUUAUGAUUUGUAAUAAGAAUAAUAAGUAUAGAAAAUUGAUCUAAUGGAAAUCGGAAUUUUUUAAGGUUUUCCAUCAAUAUUUUGUCUCAACAAUAUGUUUUAAGAAUAUGACACAAUUCAAUAGUCUCUUAAGCACUAUACCAAAUUUGCUGAAGAAAUGAAUUUAUUUCAAUAAAUUUUACUGUUUGUAUUUGAGUAGGAAUUAAUAAACUGUGAUGUAACAUAAGUUUCCAUGUUAAUGAUUCUUAAAAGUACGUGUGCCUUUCUCGACUUGAAUUUUUAAUAAGUAAUAAAAAUGGAAAUGAUAAUGAAAGAUAGGUGACACUUAUUUCAUCUUAGUGUCAGAAUAGAUAACCUAUUUAUCAAUACUUAUGUGAAUUUUUGUUGUUGAUAAGGUUGGUUUUUAAUAUAAUUGCAUUUUCUUUUUAAAUAAGGGAAUGAUAAAAGGUAUUAAAAUGCAUGUAAUGGAAGUGAAUAAAUGAGAACUAGUCUUAACCGAGGACUAAAAAUAUUAGAUAUAAAUUGACCAAAUUGUGUCAAUCUUUAUUCAGUGCUCACUAAAGAUACUUAACUAUUUUAAGGUGCACAUUACCAAUUGGAUUGGCAUUUAUAAAAGCAAAUACUUUAGAAUUUUACUAACAUCUCAACUUAAUGAAUUAAUAAUGUUCCUUCGGGAACGAAAGCGCCUUAUUUCAUAUCAUCAGGGGUAAAGAUUUUUUAUACAUUAUUCUACAGUGAUUUAUCAUUUAUAGAGAGGAAGGGAAUAAACUUUAAUAUUAUAUUGUAUACAUAUUCAAUACAACCUUAAUCAAUUUAGCAACUUGACUUUAUAAAUAAGUAUAUUCAUUCAAGCAUUUCUGUAGGCUUUAGCUUUUAUUUUGAUAUCACUUUGAUGUUAACACGCUACAAAUAUGGUUGUAAUGUAUUAUACAAGCAGCUAGUUUAUAUAAUUAAGCACAAUAUGGUAGUGUUGAAAGAAUGUUUAACCUAAGAUAUACAAAUGUAUGUACAAAGACAUAAAUGGCCUUACCAUAUUAUUAUAGCUUAUAUGCAUACAUGUACAAGAAUAAUUAUUAAUUAAAUUUUAAUAAGACUGUAUUUAGAAUUAACCUUUUCGCCUUCUAUCCGUCCUUUUCUAGCAAGUAAAAUGUCGACGGUAAUUUCAUAUUGUAUCAGUGCUCAUAUGCUCUCUUAUUGAAGAUCUGAUUUCAAUGUAGAAUUUAAAAAUCAAGCAUUUAAUUGGUUUAAAUAUAUUUUUAUUUUAUUUUAUGACUUUACUUUUUAAUAAACAUUUAGAUACCAAACUAUUAUU
Amyelois transitella is the source of this 3202-nucleotide messenger RNA. It is a transcript of the gene mthl5, whose product is annotated as probable G-protein coupled receptor Mth-like 5. The transcript has 8 exons. Gene Ontology annotation, biological process: cell surface receptor signaling pathway. Gene Ontology annotation, molecular function: transmembrane signaling receptor activity. The coding region runs from base 299 to 1825 and encodes 508 amino acids. Lineage: Eukaryota; Metazoa; Arthropoda; Insecta; Lepidoptera; Pyralidae. The record is from RefSeq and is a predicted model, not a curated record. Gene Ontology annotation, cellular component: membrane.